Messenger RNA from Acanthamoeba castellanii str. Neff, 657 nucleotides. RefSeq names its product kelch repeat-containing protein. Lineage: Eukaryota; Discosea; Longamoebia; Acanthamoebidae. Bases 1 to 657 code for a protein of 218 amino acids. Gene Ontology annotation, molecular function: protein binding. The record is from RefSeq and is a predicted model, not a curated record. The transcript has 4 exons.
AUGUGGAGGACUCCGCGCAUUACUGGCCUGCAUCCUGGACCGCGACACGGGCACUCGGCGACCAAGGUGGGCGCCAAGUUGUUCAUCAUCGGCGGCUCAUCAGAAAAGGAGGAGCGUGUCGAUGUAGUGGUGCUCGACACUGAUGCCAUGAUGUGGUACCGGCCGACCGUGAAGGGCGACGCGCCGGCUUCCCGUUCUUUCCAUUCGGCAACGCUGGUGGGCAGCAAGCUCUACGUGUUUGGUGGCAGCAACGACUCCCAUUACUUCAAUGAUCUGUUCAUCUUCGAUGCGCAGACGCUGGAAUGGCGCAAGCAGAACCCGUCUGGCGACAUCCCGCCUGCUCGGGCCUGGCACACGGGCAACCAGGUCCGCACCAAGAUAUUCAUCUUUGGAGGAACUGGCGCGAGCGCUUACAACGACCUCCACAUUCUCGACCCGGGCGUGAUGAGGUUCUACAAGCAGUCGGUGGUUGGCCAGCCCCGCGCCUGCAGUGGCCACGCUUCGGCGCUCGUCGGCAAUAAGCUCUUCUACCUGGCUGGAGGGAUGUUCGAUUCGGGGUUGGACGAUCUCAACAUUCUCGACACUGAGAACUUUACCUGGUCGGCCGUCAAGGCACGCUUCUCCCACCUCUGUCUUUGCCUGGCCAUCUCUGGCUGA